Molecule: messenger RNA, 910 nt
Organism: Aspergillus eucalypticola CBS 122712
Lineage: Eukaryota; Fungi; Ascomycota; Eurotiomycetes; Eurotiales; Aspergillaceae
Exons: 3
Coding region: 284-859 (191 amino acids)
Source: RefSeq, a predicted model, not a curated record
CAAACAGCGAAAACUCACGGUCUCUCUCAGUCUUCUUUGCCAUUGUCUUAUACAUUCCUUUGAUUUGGGAUUGUUGUGCUACUACACUCCUUUGUAUCAUUGUUUGAUCUCAAUUGUUGUGUUUGCAUACGUAUUAAUCACGGCCAUUUGGCUAGCACACACUCUCUCUUCUCUUACAACCCAUCUCACUCGUGAAGUGCCCGACAUCGAGCCAUCCAUCUCAUAAUACACACAUCUGUUCGCCUUAGCAGCUACCACUGCCAUCAAGAAGAAAGAAAAGAAAAUGGCACCCCACGGACUCCUCGGCGCAACCUUCGUCUGCGCGCGCAUCAUCCAGCUCUGCUCACUCAUCGCCAUAAUCGGAUUAACAGCGAACUUCAUCGCCGAGAUUGUCUCCAACGGCGCCACGCCCCCAGCCAUCUUCAUCGGGACAAUCACAGUGACCAGCAUCGCAGUAAUAUACAGCUUCAUCACAACAAUCCUCUUCCUCGACAACAUCCUACACUUCCUAAUCUCCGCCAUCCUCGACACCCUCCUCCUCAUCGCCGUGAUCGUGGUAUCAGUCAUCAUCGGGAAGCCACUAUCCUAUCUGCAAUGCAACAAGCUCAGCAGCGACGGGUCAAGCGGAUCAUCGGCGUAUACGUUUGCCACGCAUCUGAGCAGUUAUUUGGAGGAUCUGAAUGGCGGGACUGUGGACUAUACGGCCUGGAUUGGAGCGAGUAAGUCGGUGUGUUUGGAGGCGAAGUCCAUUUGGGGGUUGUGUAUUGCUAUGUGUAUCAUGUUCUUCUUCUCAGGCGUUUGCGGACUCGUUCUUUGGAGACAGAAGAAGGCGGCGGGUGUGGAGAAAUUGGAUGGUUAGACGAUGGACAAUGGUGACGAUGGGCGCUGAUAAUGCUAAUGUUGAUGUUGA